AUGGCAACAAAACCCCAUCUCAUCGAUACUCUCCCUUCUUCUUCUCUUCAAACAUUCAUCGAUGCCUUCCGUCAAGUCGAUUUGACUUCCCCCAAGUCCAUCUAUGAUACCUAUGUUCACGUCGGAGGAACAUUCAAAUGGGAUGAUGCAGUAACACCCCUCUCUAGUUUACAAUCUAUUGGACUCACACUCGUACUCUAUGUGGUCAUUAGUUAUACCAUCAGUUUCAUUCUCGGUACUAAAACUCCAAAGGAAAUGGAAGAGGAGCAUAAAAAUCCAACAUUUUUCCAGAAGGUGUUGAAAUGGGUCGCUUUUUUGCAUAAUUUGAAUAUGACUGUCAUCUCACUAGUUUGCUUCUUCGGUUUACUUUUUGAAGUUGCCAAAAUUGGAUUAAAGGAUGGUUUCUAUAGCUUGUUGUGUGACCCAGAACACAAGUACAAUGUUGGAUAUAUUCCAUUUUGGACCUACAUGUACUACAUGUCAAAAUAUGUUGAAUUGUUCGAUACUUUCCUUUUGGUUAUCAGAAGAUCUAGAUUGCGAUUCAUUCACACCUACCAUCACGUCACAACAAUGUCAAUUUGUUAUUAUGGAUUGUACACCGGUGGUACUGGACAAUGGAUUCCAAUCGCUCUCAACACUUUUGUUCACAUUAUCAUGUACUAUUAUUACAUGAAAGUUACAUUAGGAUUUGAUGUUUGGUGGAAGAUGUACUUGACUGAUAUCCAAUUAGUUCAAUUUGUAUUGGAUGCUGCUACAUUUACUGCUUAUUGUUAUGCUGAAAUGUUCUGGGAGAGACCAAAAGGUAAUACUUGCACCGGUUCAUUUAUGGGCUCAUUGACUGGAGAUGUAGUUGUCAUUUCUUUCUUUUUCUUGUUCUUUAAACUAAGACAAGAGAACGCAAGAGCUUUGGCCAAGAAGAAGGCAGCUAAAGAACAAUUAGCCAAGAAGGAGGAAUAA
Naegleria fowleri is the source of this 957-nucleotide messenger RNA. RefSeq lists its product as uncharacterized. Gene Ontology annotation, molecular function: fatty acid elongase activity. The transcript is spliced from 3 exons. Gene Ontology annotation, cellular component: endoplasmic reticulum membrane. The record is from RefSeq and is a predicted model, not a curated record. Gene Ontology annotation, biological process: fatty acid elongation, polyunsaturated fatty acid; fatty acid elongation, monounsaturated fatty acid; fatty acid elongation, saturated fatty acid. Bases 1 to 957 code for a protein of 318 amino acids. NCBI's taxonomy places the organism in Eukaryota, Heterolobosea, Eutetramitea, Acrasida, Naegleriidae.